AUGGUCAACGAGGUGAAGAGUCACUUUCCAGAGGCGGAUCUCAGCGCAGGGACGUCCAUAGCCACCGCCAUUGCCGCCGGCAUUGUCGCAAUGAUGCUCUCUUAUGCUGUAGCACUCCCAUCGAUAAUGAAAAACAAUGGGUUUGAGGAGAUUCUUGCGAAAAUAUCCACGAAGAAGGGCAUGGAGCAUAUGUUGGAAGCCAUGUCACUUACUCGCCACGAAGAAGAGCACUUCAUCAGUCCGAUGUGGUACUGGGGAGAAAAGGAAAAAGACUUUGAUAUUUUAGUCUCUAUAUGCGGGGCGAUUGAGCAAAUGAACAAGCAGCUACAAGAGUGA
This is a messenger RNA of Bipolaris victoriae FI3, 336 nucleotides long. RefSeq lists its product as hypothetical. The coding region runs from base 1 to 336 and encodes 111 amino acids. Gene Ontology annotation, biological process: proteolysis. The transcript has a single exon. NCBI's taxonomy places the organism in Eukaryota, Fungi, Ascomycota, Dothideomycetes, Pleosporales, Pleosporaceae. Gene Ontology annotation, molecular function: serine-type endopeptidase activity. The record is from RefSeq and is a predicted model, not a curated record.